AUGUCGGGGGACUGGGAUGAAGACCACCUGUGUAAGAAGGCACUCACUCUGGUGGAGGAGUUGUGCUUACACUCCUCAGCGAAGGACAGCCAUGAAGCCAGCUGCCAAGACUUCGUCUACAUGAUGAGGGGACAGCAGCACGAAACAGAGAUCUCUGUCAGCCUGUUGUCGGUGAUUGUGACGUUCUGCGGGAUCGUCCUUCUCUCAGUCUCUCUCUUUGUCUCCUGGAAGCUCUGUUGGUUGCCAUGGCGAGACAAGGAGGGUGGGGGCCUGAGCUUGACAUCGGGGCUGAUGCCCGGGGGCGUGGGUGGGAUGGGCGGCAGUGGGGGGGCCUCCCUCCUACCUCCUGUCAUGCAGAGGAAGGCGUCCCACUCCUCACUCUACCCCUCCCUGGCACAGCCCCAGCAGCAUCACCCCCACUUCUCUGACCUGGUGGGGGUGGAGAGUGGCCAGGGGGUGGGGGGCGUGGUGGGAGGCCCGGAACAGACCCAGGAACACUCCUACCUGGACAUGGACUCCUACCCCAACAACGCUGGGAAUCUUAAAUUGAGCCAGACGUCUCCAGAGUUGCCCCCCACCACUGAGGGGGGAGCUGCCCCACCCCACAAAGACAUGCCCAACGCCCACUCCCAGCAGCAGGUCACUGCACGUGAAUUGAGUGUUAAUGUGUCUUUCUCUCUCCCCAGGCCCAAGCCCAUGACUCACCAGUUGUCCAGCCCUGAUUUCCAUGGUGAGGAGAAGAGCGAGCAGGUGACCAGCAUUGGCCAAAUCAAACCGGAACUCUACAGACUGCGUGGGGGCGACCAGGGGGAAGGGAAAACGGGGGACAAUUGCGGCAAGAUCAGCUUCCUCCUGCGCUACGCCUUCAAUACAGAGCAGCUAGUGGUAAAGAUCCUGAAGGCUGUAGACCUGGCUGCCAAGGACGCCAACGGCUUCUCAGACCCCUACGUCAAGAUCUACCUACUGCCAGACAGGAAGAAGAAGUUCCAGACCAAGGUCCACAGAAAGACCCUAAACCCUAUCUUCAACGAGACGUUCCAGUUCGGUGUCCCCCUGGCAGAGCUGCACUCCCGGAAGCUACACUUCUCUGUCUACGACUUUGACCGCUUCUCCAGACACGACCUGAUUGGCCAAGUGGUUGUGGACAACCUUCUGGACUUCAGCGAGGGCACAGGGGAAAAGCCUGUCUGGAGGGACAUCGUGGAGGGCACUGCGGAGAAGGCUGACCUGGGGGAGCUGAACUUCUCUCUGUGUUACCUGCCCACGGCAGGCCGGCUCACUGCCACCGUCAUCAAGGCCACCAACCUUAAAGCCAUGGACCUCACCGGCUUCUCAGACCCGUACGUGAAGGCUUCUCUGAUAUGUGACGGCCGCAGGCUAAAGAAGAGGAAGACAUCCAUUAAGAAGAAUACAUUGAACCCCACCUACAACGAGGCUCUAGUCUUUGACAUCCCUCAUGAGGACAUCGACAGGGUGUCCAUCAUCAUCGCUGUCAUGGACUAUGACUGUAUUGGUCAUAAUGAGGUCAUAGGAAUGUGUCGUGUGGGCAGUGACGCUGAGGGUCCUGGGAGGGAGCACUGGACUGCCAUGCUGGCCAACCCCCGCAAGCCCAUAGACCACUGGCACCAGCUCGUCGAGGAAAAACUUGUGGCCUCAUUUGUGUCAAAGAGUCCCGCAGCCUCUCCCAAGCCUCACAUCGUGGUGGACAGUCCUCACUCUGAGUAG
This is a messenger RNA of Salvelinus namaycush (lake trout), 1725 nucleotides long. RefSeq names its product synaptotagmin III (gene syt3). Gene Ontology annotation, cellular component: membrane. Gene Ontology annotation, molecular function: phosphatidylserine binding; calcium ion binding; SNARE binding. The record is from RefSeq and is a predicted model, not a curated record. Gene Ontology annotation, biological process: cellular response to calcium ion; regulation of dopamine secretion; calcium-ion regulated exocytosis. NCBI's taxonomy places the organism in Eukaryota, Metazoa, Chordata, Actinopteri, Salmoniformes, Salmonidae. The transcript has 11 exons. The coding region runs from base 1 to 1725 and encodes 574 amino acids.